AUGGCGGCGUCCACAGGAGAAUCAGUGGAUGACCGAAAUAAUUAUAAAAUAUGUAUAAUUGGUGGUGGCAUGGCUGGUCUAUCAGCAGCAAAUCACUUGUUAAAAAAUAACUUCAAUGAUUUUGUAAUUGUUGAAGCGCGGAAUCGCAUCGGUGGACGGAUCUGUUCGACAAAAAUAGGUGAAGACAAUAUCGAAUUAGGCGCAAACUGGAUCCACGGAGUGCUGGGCAACCCAAUAUUCGAGCUAGCGAUGGCAAACGGCUUGAUAAACAUAAUAAACUGUCCAAAGCCGCAUAAAGUAGUAGCAGCGAUGGAAGACGGGAAGCAAUUGCCGUUUCCAAUUCUCCAGGAAAUUUAUGAAGCAUAUGUGUGUUUUUUACGACGCUGUGGUGAAUAUUUUUUAAGUGCUUACAUGCCACCAGAAGGCAUCAACAGUGUUGGCGAGCACAUUAAAUUAGAGUCUACGUUGUAUUUGUCGUCGCUACCUGAAGAUCAGCGUAAAACGCGGCAAUUGUUGUUCGAUUGUUUGUUGAAACGUGAGACUUGUAUUACUGGCUGUGAUAGUAUGGAUCAGGUUGACCUGUUGGAGAUGGGCAGCUACGCUGAGUUGCAAGGAGGUAACAUCAGUUUACCUGGUGGUUACAGCAGCAUAUUGGAACCUGUUACCAAACACAUUCCUAAGGAUAAAAUUUUAUUGGGACAUCCUGUUACUGAAAUAAGAUGGCAAUCACCAGCAGGGGAUGAAUCACCAAAAAGUUCAAUCCGUGUAACCUGUUCAAACGGAAAAACAAUAACUGCCAAUCAACUAAUCUGUACAUUACCACUAGGCGUAUUAAAAAAGCACCCGACAAUCUUCAACCCACCGCUGCCUCAGUACAAAAAAGAAGCAAUCGACAAACUGAUGUUCGGCACCGUGGACAAAAUUUUCCUCGAGUACGAUCGCCCGUUUCUGAACCCCGGAGUGUCUGAAGUGCUUCUUCUGUGGGAUGACACUGCGAGUGACUCAGAAGACACCAACGAAAAAGACAUCAGCAAGACGUGGUACAGAAAAAUCUACUCGUUCACAAAACUCUCAGAGACAUUGUUGCUCGCGUGGAUAUCCGGUCGCGAGGCAGAGUACAUGGAGUCGUUGACGACCAAAGAAAUCUCUGAUGCGUGUACAAUGAUCCUCCGAAAAUUCUUAAACGACCCGUUUGUUCCUCUUCCGAAGAACUGUUUAAGAACCAGCUGGUUUUCUCAGCCCUGGACUUGCGGGUCUUACACUGCCGUAGCGAUUGGUUCCAGUCAGCUGGAUAUUGAAGCUCUUGCAGAACCCUUGGUCGCGGAGGAUCCGGAUGAUCCCGAGGCUGGGAGCAAAGAGAUUAUUGUUGCCUUUGCCGGCGAGCAUACCCACUCUAGUUUUUAUUCUACUGUUCACGGUGCGUAUUUGACUGGUCGCACUGCUGCGGCUAGUCUUAUUGAGUCGAAGAAAUUUUGCAAUGAGACUAGAGUCAGCAGUGAGCAAAGGUUGAGUCUUAUUUGUGAGGACACUAGUGAUCUUAGUUCGUGGAUACAAGGCAUUUCACUUAAUUAA
Cotesia congregata is the source of this 1572-nucleotide messenger RNA. The record is from the annotation of a GenBank genome assembly. Lineage: Eukaryota; Metazoa; Arthropoda; Insecta; Hymenoptera; Braconidae.